AUGGUGGCACAAGGCUCCCGAGCCAAGCCAACCAGGCGCCUGAAAAAGGGCACCGAAACCACAAAGCACCACCGAUUCGAGGGCUUUUCUUCGCGCAUCGCAAAGCUCAAAAUCGACCCGAUCCACCGCGUGCGCCGCGCCAGCUUUGGCGAAGAAGAUGGCGAGACCACCUCCUACUUCCGGUCCGCCCUCGACCACUGGGUUGAGAUGAACCUUACGGACAACUUUUCCCAGUUCGCUCGCCGUGUCAAUAACCUCUCCGAGAGCCUCGCCCAGAUCCUGUACCACGAAGAAAAGAUUAUGAGCUUGUUGAUGGAAUUCAUUGAGAAGAGGGACCAGCUAUCUAUGGAGCCGCUGCUGAGCUUGCUGGCGCAGUUUGCGCGAGACCUGGGUGUUCGGUUCGAGAAACAUUUUGCCGCAUCCGUGACCCUCGUAGCGUCUGUCGCUGCUACUCAUCCCGAUAUCGAGGUCGUCGAGUGGAGUUUCACUUGUCUCGCAUGGAUCUUCAAGUUCCUGUCUCGCCUCUUGGUGCCGGAUUUGCGCCAGCUGCUGGGUAUCAUGACUCCGUACCUCGGCAAGGAACGCCAGAAGCCGUUCGUGGCUCGAUUCGCCGCAGAGUCCAUGUCAUUCCUGAUCCGCAAGGCUGGCCUUGUAUACUACAAGAACAAGAUUCCUCUCGAAAACGCCGUCACCUUCCUGUUCGAUGAUAUCUCGAAAGCGGCUGAUGAUGGGAUCAACGUUGAGAACUAUAAAGAAGGAUUGAUGGUCAUGUUUUCAGAAUCUAUCAAGGGUAUCAACUACGGACUUCAUUCCAAUGGAAUCGAUGUUCUCCGUUGUAUUUUGGACAAGCUUCCCCCCACCAGUGAGGCGCAUAAUGAACCGGCAGAGGUCGUAUACGGAGUGGUGACCAAUCUUAUCCAUUCCACUACUCCUGAGACCUUUCCCCCUGUCCUUGAUGCUAUCAAGGAAUACAUCGAAGCUCGCUCUGAGGGAUCUCAAAAUCCUAAUAUCACUGAAUGUUCCAGCUUGAUCUUCACCUGCGUGGCAACUCGCAAGGGUUUGAGGAUCAAGAACUGGAAGCCUGUGCACCAGGUGUUGGUGUCUCUCUUGAAGCAAGUGUCAGCGAGCCCUGACAAGUACAUGGAAACAAUUCCUCAACUUCUUACAGUUGUCGCAUACGCUCUCCAAUUGUCGCCAAUGGACGAAAUGCUGCCGUUUAUGCGCACUCUUAUGGACUUGGUAUCAACGGGACCGCUGUCAAAGUACUUCUUGUUCUUCUGCACAACUUUCUCCGAGUGGGGAUCAGAGCGUUUCCAUAGCCUCCUGCUUCCUUACUUCCAGAAGUUCAUCAACUCCUCCUGGAAGGAGCAUGAAUGGGAGACGUGCUUGACAAUCUUGCGACUUAACCAGACCGGCUGCAUUACACCCGAAGUCUCGAAGCCUGGUCAUGUCUCCUGCCCCGAUGCCUUGAAAACUCGCAUAUUUGACUCGUUGAAAUAUCCUACGACUGACGAGUCUCUCCUUAAUGCAUUGAUCAAGCUUCCAAAGGCUGUUUCACUUUCUGCGGACUCCAGCAUGCUGACCAAGAUCGUGAAGAAGUUGCACAAGAACAUUCUGUCCGCAUUGCAAGAUGCUGCCUCCGAGAAAAGCAAGGACGGAUCAAUAUUCUACCAGGGACAAGGCUUCAAGACAUACGUUGAGUUGGCUAACCAAGCUGGGGAACUCGACUCAAGCCUCUGGCGGCCGAUCUUGACAGCUUCAACCAGACUCUCUCGCGUGCCUCUGUUCCUGGAGGGUGUUCUUGCAUUUAUUUCCUCCCUCCCGGAAUCGUCAGACUUGGAAGACCCUUCGGUGAAUGAUUUCGCUCGCGACUUAGUUGUCAACCUCGCUAGUCCGUCACACAGACUGCGGGUGGUGUCCCUCCGAAUUUUGCGAGAACUAGUUGCUCGGAUCUCCAAGGAUGACCCCUCCCCUAUCGAUUUGGCUAUCGAGGUUGAAGAGAGCGAAUUGACCCUCCAGAGCGCAAGAACUCUUUCCAUGCACGUCCGCAAACUGGCACUUCUUUACCCACAAAUCGCGUCUCAAAAGUGGAUGGCCACACUCAUUCCCUACUUCCUCUUUGGUCUCUUUUCGAAGAAGCUGGCUGCACUGUGGGAGGACUCUUCUGCGGCCUUGAAGACCAUCAGCGAACACCCCGAAGGAGAGAAGAUUGUCUCUGAUUUAUCUAUUCAGUGGCUGCAGGAGCGGGACUCUGGCGCCAUGGAUGCGGACGAUGACGAGUCGGAGAGCAACUUUGUUUCUAGCGACUUCCAAUGUUUUAAUGCUCUCAAGGUGGAGAGUGUUUCCGUUGCUAAUUUCAAGAAUACGGAGGAUCCCUCUGCUGUCUUGUCGCAGCAGUUCGAAAAGGACCACAGCACGUCAGACCUUAUCCCCACCACUCCUCGCAGCCAUGCACUGCUGGUAUUGAACGCCAUUCCUAAUAUUGCCGAGAAACGAUCCCGUCAAAUUGUUCCUCUGUUCUUGUCAUGGGCACUGCGCGACGACCAGGACGACGCUCCUGACGCCAAGGUCGACGAUGCAGACCCCGAGAACAUGUCUAUCCGAUGGGGCUUCCGUGACCGUUUGGCCAUGCUUGGCUUGUUUGGGCGGUUCCUGAACCCGAAGGUCCUCUUCAGAGAACCCGAAGUCCACAGUGCAGUGCUUGGACUUCUGUGCCACGGUAACUCAGAGAUCCAGAAGGCCGCUCUUAAGGCUCUCUUCACUUGGAAGAAUGCGCACAUCCUGCCCUACCAAGAGAACCUCCUCAAUAUUCUGGAUGAGUCAAGAUUCAAGGAUGAACUUGCCGUUUUUGUCCACGUUGGUAGCGAAGACAGUUUGAUUGAGCAGGAGCACCGCCCUGCCUUGCUUCCCGUGCUUCUUCGAUUGCUGUACGGCCGCAUGAUCUCCAAGGCUGGCGCAAGUUCCAGUAGUGGUGGACAAGCGGGGAGGCGCAAGACUAUUCUGCGGACCCUUUCGCACCUCUCCGAGGCAGACUUUGGACUUUUCAUGCAUCUUUCAUUCGGCCCUCUUGCGGAGGUGAAGGUUGUCCAGGAUGGCAAGACAAAUUCGAAUGCCUUCUCCGAGGAAUUGACCAGCCCGAGAAGACAGGUCGGUUUGCUCAAGAUGAUCGACACGGUCUUCGACACUCUUCAAAGCCGCAUGGUCCCCUAUUCCGAACAAACAAUGAAUGUUAUUAUUUAUUGUUUAGUGCGGGCAUGCCGGGCUAUCUACGAUGAGAGCAGCUCGAUCUACGUGGACCGUGAGGAUGAGAAGGUUCUGGCUAUUUACCAAAAUGUCCGUCAGGCAUGUAUUCGCUGUCUGAACUUGGUAUUCUCUGUGGCUUCAGACCGUGAGUGGACACCUUAUGUUCGAAUCAUCUUCGAUGAAAUGAUCAACGGCAGACUUGAACAAUUCCCCAUUGAGACCGCCCAGGGUGUUUCGGGUCUGCUCCGACUCUUCCAAACUUGGGCUUCCGCUCCAAGAUCCACAUUCUACCUGGUGCAACACAACAAGGAUGUUCUGAACAAGGUUAUUGACUGCCUUGGCAUUGAGUCCGCGCGAGAUGAAGUCAAAGUCUUUGUCCUGGAAGAGGUCCUCGUGCCUCUGGUUCAGCUGGCCAGUGGAAAGAAGCUGGAGGAAGAUGAAGAAAUGUCCGACAUCCCAGCGGAGCAGAUUAGGUCUGAAGUCCUGUCGCCUUACCUUGAGCACGCCCUCUCCCACAUGGCUCGGCUCUUGAAGAGAGGUCCCUCAAAGCCUGUCCUGUUUGCAGGUGUCAAUGCCCUGUCGCAGAUUGCACCUUGCGUUGAGUCUUCUCUUGAGACUUCGACACUGAUCAGCAUUUCUACCUACCUUAUUCGACAGCCCCCGGAUCGCGUCAACCCCAGAACUAAGUCUGGUCUUCUGAAGAUUCUUGAACAUUUCCUGCCUCUGUACAACCCCAAGGAAGAUGUCGAACUUUCUCAGCAGGUCUUUGAAGCCGUGUCAGCCAUGUUUGAUUACUUCAAGGAUGACGCGAACAGAGAAGUGCUGGCACGAGUUUUUGCGGCUCUUGCUACCCACGACAAGCAACUCGUGGAAGUUGCUGAGCUUUGCGCGGACCUCAAUUCCCGCUCUAUGAAGAGACUCGAGCCCGACUUUGAGCGUCGUCUGCAGGCUUUCACAAAGAUCAACGAGGGCCUCUCUCAGACCCUCAGCGCCAAGCAAUGGAGGCCUCUUCUCUAUAAUAUGCUGUUCCAUGUCAAGGACGAUGAGGAGCUUGCUACUCGAUCCAGCGCUUCCUUUGGCUUGAAGCGUUUCAUUGAAAGAGCGGCCAUUGAGACAGGCAAGGAAGACUUCGAGGCUCUCGUUAAUGACGUUUUGCUUCCAUCGCUGAAAUUUGGUAUCAGAAACAAGUCCGAGCUGAUUCGUUCCGAGAUUGUGUCUGUUCUUGGUUAUUUCAUCAAGCUGAACCCGGAGAGGGAAUCUGUGAAGGAUAUGCAUGUGCUUCUGGUCGGUGAUGAUGAGGAAGCUUCUUUCUUCAACAAUAUUCUUCAUAUUCAACAGCAUCGUCGUCUGCGCGCUCUGCGCCGUCUGGCCAGUGAGGCUGGCCAAGGAAACAUAACGCCCACCAAUCUAGGUUCAAUCUUUAUGCCUCUCAUCGAACACUUUUCGUUCGAGGAGGCUGAGGAUGAGAGUGGCCACAAUUUGAUCGCCGAGGCUGUUGCUACCAUUGGCUCCCUUGCUGAAUGGCUGGACUGGGCCCAGUUCCGUGCGAACUUCCGGAGAUACCGCAGCUACAUGAAGAGCAAGCCUGAAAUGGAGAAGAAUAUUCUCAGGCUCCUUGGCCGCAUGUCUGAUGCUCUGUCCAGCGCUAUGGACCAAAAGAACAAGGCGAGCGAGCAAGUCAAUGAUGAUGCUGACAAGAUGGAGAUUUCUGAGCCAUCGAAGUGCAUGCUUGCCAAGACUGUUCCCUCUCUUGCAAAGGUCUCAACGGAGCUGACUACGAACUUCAUUCCUUUCCUGACCGAGUUCAUCCAUCACAAGCAAGAGGCGGAAAUGAGUCUGCGUCUUCCGGCUGCAAUUACUACGAUUAAGCUUCUUAAGAUUCUCCCCGAAGAUGAUAUGGCCAUCCGUCUACCUCCGGUUUUGCUGGAUGUGUGCAAGGUCCUGAAGAGUAAAGCACAGGACUCCCGAGACACGGCACGAAAGACGCUCAAUGAGAUUGCUCUUCUCUUGGGUCCCGUCUACUUCGGCUAUAUCCUGAAGGAGUUGCGUAAUACCCUCUUGCGCGGUUACCAGUUGCACGUCCUGUCUUUCACAGUUCACUCCAUGCUGGUGUUUACUACGGACCACUUCAACCAAGGUGAUCUGGACUACUGUUUGAGUGACCUGGUUGCAGUCGUCAUGGAUGAUAUAUUCGGUACUGUUGGCCAGGAGAAGGAAGCUGAAGACUAUGUCAGCAAGAUGAAGGAAGUGAAGAGUAGUAAGAGCUACGAUUCAAUGGAGUUGCUGUCUAAGAACGCAACUAUCGGUCACCUCUCGGGUCUCGUCCGUCCUCUCCAGUCGCUCCUGCGGGAGAAGCUCAACUCCAACAUUGUCAAGAAGAUCGAUGAACUCAUGCGGAGAAUCGGUAUUGGUCUUUUGAGAAACCCUGCCGCCGAAAGCCGUGAUCUGCUGGUCUUCUGCUAUGAAGUCGUCAAGGAGUCCUACCAGGACAGUGCUUCCACUGAGAAGCAGGCCGCGCCGAAGUCUUAUUCCGAGGAGCGGUUCUUGGUGAGGUUGCAAGGAGCCAAGCGUGGCGAUAAACGCGGUAUUACCUCUUCUCACGUGUACAAGCUGACUCGCUUCGCCGUCGACAUUCUUCGCGCCAUUCUCAACAAGUUCGGAUCCCUGUUGACCCCGACGAACUUGGCUGGGUUCCUUCCCAUCAUUGGUGAUGCCAUGGUGCAGGCCCAUGAGGAAGUCAAGAUCUCUGCUUUCCGACUUCUGUCCACAAUCAUCAAACUGAACUUGCCUGAGAUUGACCAGAACUCCCAUGUUUAUCUCACGGAAGCUGUGAAGAUGAUCAAGGAAUCCCCGAGCACCAACAGUGAAGCGGCGCAAGCCUCGCUGAAGCUCAUCUCUGCUGUGAUCCGCGAGCGCAAGAACACCAAGCUCCGUGAUGGUCACCUUGCCUACCUGCUCCACCGCCUGACUGCUGAUAUAGAGGAGCCAGACCGUCAGGGUAUUACUUUCAACUUCAUCCGCGCGGUGAUGUCUCGCAAGUUCGUUGUGCCGGAGAUGUACGAGCUCGUUGAUAGCAUUGCUACCAUGAUGGUUACGAACCAGACGCGCUCCGCUCGGGAUCUUGCUCGUGGUACUUACAUCCACUUCCUGAUUGAGUACCCUCAGGCCAAGAACCGUUGGUCAAAACAGCUCGGCUUCCUCGCAAAGAACCUGGACUACAAGCACCAGGAAGGACGACAGUCUGUCUUAGAAGCAGUCCACUUGCUCCUUUCGAAGACCGGACCGGAGAUGGCCCAGGACAUCAUCAGUACAUUCUUCUUGCCUGUUGUCCUGGCCAUGGCCAACGAUGAUUCGCCUGAAUGUCGCGAGAUGGCCGGCGCGCUUCUUGGACAGUUCUUUGCCCGCGCAGACAGAGAGCAGAUGAAGACCAUUUUGACUCCUCUGCACUCGUGGCUAGAACAGACCGACAACAUGGCUCUGUGCAGCAUCGGUCUCCAGGGCAUGCGAAUCUACUUCGAGACCGACGAGACACAGAAGGAUAAGGAGGCUCGCUUCAUCGUCGGCAUUCUCCCUGGGUUGAUGCAGCCCGUUCUCGACGACCACGAGAACGGAAACUGGGAAACCCUUUACUUCGCCUUGCAACUGUUCUCGAAGCUUUGCAAGACGGUUACUACACUUGCGCUUAGCCCGGACUGUGCGUCUAUCUGGACUGCCGUGCAAGAAUCCCUGUUCUUCCCCCACGCCUGGGUCAAGACGUGCGCUUCGAACCUUGUCGGUAUGUGGUUGGCUGAUGUGGCUAAGACACACGCUGUUACUGGCUACAGCGAGAUUCCACUGGCUAGUAGCUCGGGACUGGUUUUGGAUAAAGAGGCAAUGAUCAAGCUUCUUCGUGCUAGCACCCGUUCUCUGCGUACCCCUGGUAUCUCUGAGGAGCUGGCCAUGCAGAGUGUCCGCAACCUUGUCUUCCUUGGCCGUUGCUGUGCGCAGAACGGUCUCGAGUUCCAUAGGGCCGGUGACGAGGAAGAGGAAGCCGAAUCUGAUGGCGAGGACGAAGACGAUGCUGGCAGCGAGGUUGAUGGUGAAGACACCACGACGAAGGCUAUCGCCCCCAACAAGUCCGCAAUCCACUACAUCUUCAGACAAAUCUCCUCUCUCCUGCGCCGCGAGAUCAUUUCCACCCGCCCGGGCGUCCUUGUUCCGAAGACAGCCUCCAUCGCACUCCUUGCAGCCCUCAUCCACCACCUCAGCGCAGAGCAAAUCCUACCAUCCCUCCCAAUUAUCCUGCUCCCACUGCAACAUAUGACCGACUCGUCCAUCCCCGCCCCGCGUUCCUCUGACGAGACUUUCCAGAACACAUACAAAUCCCUCGUCUCCAACUGCCACGAGGUCCUGGACUCGCUGCAGAAGAAGCUCGGCACGACGGAGUACAUCGCGCAGAUGAGCAAGGUGCAAGAGGCUAUCAAGGAGUGUCGUGAAGGACGCCGUGUCAAGCGUCGCAUUGAGGCCGUUGCUGAUCCUGAGCGUCACGAGCGUGACAAGAAGAGGAGAAAUGAUCGGAAGAGAGAUAAGCGUCGUGAGAAGGGGCUUGAGCAUCGUGGCAAGAGACGUGGUUGGUAA
This is a messenger RNA of Penicillium cinerascens, 7860 nucleotides long. RefSeq lists its product as uncharacterized. The transcript has a single exon. Bases 1 to 7860 code for a protein of 2619 amino acids. The record is from RefSeq and is a predicted model, not a curated record. Gene Ontology annotation, cellular component: nucleolus; 90S preribosome; small-subunit processome. NCBI's taxonomy places the organism in Eukaryota, Fungi, Ascomycota, Eurotiomycetes, Eurotiales, Aspergillaceae.